CAUUUCCUGGGGGCUGAGCUCGCGUCGGUGCCUCUUUUCUCCUCUUCUCGCCUUUUUCUCAGGACGCAGCGAGGUAUCGAGGAGCUGGGAUGAAGCCCUCCUUCGCUCUCCUGCUCCUGAUCUUAGGAGCUGUGACAAACGUCCAACCGGAGCAAGAAAAAGCGUCCCUGCUCUACCCCUACGGUCCGGACCAGCGUGACCAUAAGAACCCCAAACUUGAUGACGGGACGUCAAAGGAGCUCUCCCUCGCCGUGCCCUUCACCUUCUACGGCAAAGAGCACCGCAGCCUUUACGUGAACAACAACGGCGUGAUUUCCUUCGGCACCCGCGUCAGCCAAUACACCCCCGACCCCUUCCCAUUGGCUGACGGACGCCCCUUCGUGGCCCCGUACUGGGCGGACGUGGACAACGUGCUGGGAGGGGAUGUCUUCUACCGAGAGACCACCGACCCGACGCUGCUGGCGCGCGUCACCAAGGACAUCAACCAAUACUUUCCCGCGAUCCCCUUCACCGCCACGUGGGCUUUCGUGGCCACCUGGGACCACGUGGCCUACUACGGUUCUACCACCAAUAAGGGCAACACCUUCCAAGCCCUCCUGACCACCGACACCAAAACGUCCUUCAUCAUCCUCAACUACCGCGAUAUCCAGUGGACCACGGGGGCGGCGAGCGACGGCGACGCCGAAACGGGGCUCGGGGGAACGCCGGCCCACGCCGGCUUCAACAGCGGAGACGAAUCCCACUUCUACAACAUUCCCGGCUCCCAAACCGCCGCCAUCCUCAACAUCACCCACACCUCCAACGUCGACGUUCCCGGCCGUUGGGUCUUCCAGGUGGAUGACUUCAAGGUGAUAGGCGUGUCCCCCGAUGUCCCCAAGGUCCCCGACGGCAACAGCUGCUGGUUAUAAGGCACGGAUCAAUCACGGCGGCCGAGGCAGAGGGAC
Messenger RNA from Gavia stellata (red-throated loon), 944 nucleotides. Its product is annotated as sushi, nidogen and EGF-like domain-containing protein 1. Gene Ontology annotation, biological process: cell-matrix adhesion. NCBI's taxonomy places the organism in Eukaryota, Metazoa, Chordata, Aves, Gaviiformes, Gaviidae. The coding region runs from base 90 to 908 and encodes 272 amino acids. The record is from RefSeq and is a predicted model, not a curated record. The transcript has 8 exons.